UAUGCACAAACACACUUCUCGCCUUCCACAAGACGACCGACCAUCUUUCACCGAGGGUUGAGGAUCAGUGGGAUUAACUUGUGGGAGCUUAGUGAUUAAGUUAAAUUCCUUAUGAGCGAUUUGUUCACACUGCGAGAUCUUUUGUAUACAAAGACUUAGUGCUGGUGCGAUCUCCACAACAAAGAGACUGGAGGCUCAGUCAGACCACAGGACAGUUAAGCAGCCCCCACUUCCUCAUCGAGAGAACAUCAGCUUCCUGCGACGCCUCUGCUUUCUGGUCAAUCUACUGACGCCUCUCCUCUGCGCUGGAACAGAUCAGCUUCGACGGAUAAAGAGUGAUCGGCGCUGGAAAGUCUGCUCUGACGCUCGACAGGAUAUUCUCUCCAGAAAGCCGACUUGUCUGGAUUCAAAGAGCGAUCCGAGCUCACAGGGAAGCUGUGAUGCUGUUUUCACACACUUAGCUGCGUCCAUCAUAUCCAGACAUGCUGCAGCAGUCAGAGCUCAUCUUUGACUUUGCCAGCGACCAUUUCAACACUGCACAGCUGGUGGGUCACUCAGAUUACCCUGCGGUGAUUGUGGAGCAGGUUCCCCAUCCACACCUGCUCUCCUACACAGGGCUGGCAUGUGAGCAGGCGCAGACAGAGCAGGAUCACCAGCAGCUGCUCAAAGUGGAGCCGUGCGAUAGCGGCGAGGAGGAGACCAUGGAGACGCUGGUGGCUGCCGACUCGCUUCUCAGCAUGGACUGUGCCGACACGCUGCCGCUGGACCAGCCCUACACUCAGACCUAUUUCCAGUCGCUGGGAGACGUCGUGGCCACUCCUGUCACCCAGGUGACGGUGUCGGCGGAGGGGGUCGUGGGCGCCGUCGACCAGCGCAGGCUCUCGCUGCACGCCGACAAGGUCCGUGACUCAGCUGCAGCCAAGAAGAGAGGUAGGAAGCCACGCCAUCGGAGGGCAGACUCCCCAAUCCAAACAUCCGUGAAGAAGGACAAAUACAACAAAGGAGGAAACACGCUGUACCUGUGGCAGUUCCUGAUGGAGCUCCUGCAGGACAGGCAGGUCUGUCCGCGCUACAUCAAAUGGACCAAUCCCCACGCCGGAAUCUUCAAGCUGGUCAAUUCCAAAGCGGUGGCCAGGCUCUGCAAACACAAGAACAAGCCGGACAUGAACUAUGAGACGAUGGGUCGAGCGCUCAGGUACUACUACCAGAGGGGCAUCCUGAACAAGGUGGAGGGCCAGCGCCUGGUGUACCAGUUCACCUCUCUGCCCAAAGACAUGGUUUAUAUCACCGAAGGCGAUGGCGCCCAGGCGGAGGCAGACGACAGAUGCAGUGACGACGAGGAAGCGAGCGACGACUCCGACAGUACCAUAUCCUCCAGCGACCGCUCGGUGAACGAGGAGGAGUCUCCGCCGCACAAGAAGACCUGGUCCGGCUCGUCGCGGGCUCAGCGCGGCGGGCCGGAUCCCGUGCCCCCGGUUCAGCGCGGCGCCGGCUCCAGCCUGAUCCAGGAGCAGCACCUGCCCAUCGUGUCCGCCGAGAUGCUGCGGACGCUGCAGAACCUGCAGAAGGUCCGGUCGCUGCAGCCCGCCGGCCACGCCUCCGUCUUCCAGACGGCCCAGCUGCUGGGGAGUCUGUGCGAGCGCCAGGCCGCCGCCGAGGGAGCCGGACCCGCGCAGAGUCCCAGCCCGGACAGAAAGCGUCACGGUCCGUGUCUUUAAUGACCUCCGACCCCGUGUCCAAACACUGGCCGGCUUCAGGGCUGCGCUCUGCUCGCCAGCGGAGGUUUCCAGGCUCGCAGUUCUGCUCUGAAUUGAUCUUGUUUGUGAACAGGGGUGUUUUCCAUUGAUACGGAAUGAUUGGUCUGUUUACUGUCUCAGAAAAGACGAAACACCGUUAAGUGGGCUUCAGUUUUUAUCUGCAGCCUUUCACUUUACACCAAAGACAGACAGCACUGGAAACCGCAGCCUCUGCUUCGCUGUUCCAUCCGCACACUGCCCUCCUCAGUUGCCUUUACUGUUUUAUUUUCCUCUGUUUUUGUUUGUCCUCUCACAUUUUGACUCGUUCCUUUGAAAGUGGCUUUUGCACUAAUGUUUACUCCUGCUGUACGUUUCUUCUCUAAGUGCCUGAAAUGUCGAUCAGCUCCUCUGCUCCUGUUACUUUGAGGUUAUUGAGGGAAAACAUUCCAAAAUAAUGUUUUUUUUUUUUUUUUUUUUUAAGUCGUGUUCGUGUUGAGCGUUGAUGUAAAGAAGGGAUCACUGUCGUUUCUAGAGUCGUAGCUAAGCACUGCUGCUGUUUAGAGUGUGUACCUGUCUAAUCAGCGGAGAUUUCUUCUCUGGACAAUCAGCAGCGAUGUGGUCGUCAGGCCCGCCUGCCUCCUAUAGCCUUAUUCUACUUUCUGCCAUGCUCACGUUGGAUUUAGUGGUUGCACCUACAGAAUAUAAAUCCAUAUAUGCACCUAUAAAGCCUUUACGUCUGUUGGUGUGGCUUGUUACAUACUGUAUGUUUGUGAAAGUGCUUCACUCGUGCUGCGUUGCCAUUUUCUCUCUCAGGUUCGUAAACUUUGUUUUUGCUGCACAUAUAUUUAUGCAAGGAGUUUAAAAAACUGCCUCUUAAUAAUGAAGUAUGUAGUUUGUGUUUUCCUCUGCAGCCUUCUGUCAGGCUCAAAUUAGUUCGGAGAUGCUUAUAGAGUAACUGUGAUUUUUUUGCUCUGCAGGGAACUCUUAUGCAAAACUGUUUUCACUUUAUAAAAGCUUUUAAUUUAAUCUCCUCUCACUUUGCCUUAUCUGGGGUCUUGUAAUACUGUUUGGCCUUAAUGUAGAGGCCCUUUUUUUUCUUUUUUUAUGUGUGUUGGAAGUUAUGCUAUGAAAUAAAGAAAAUAUUGAUUCUGAGAUUUCCA
Messenger RNA from Salarias fasciatus (jewelled blenny), 2896 nucleotides. Its product is annotated as ETS-related transcription factor Elf-1-like. Lineage: Eukaryota; Metazoa; Chordata; Actinopteri; Blenniiformes; Blenniidae. Gene Ontology annotation, cellular component: nucleus. Gene Ontology annotation, biological process: cell differentiation; regulation of transcription by RNA polymerase II. Gene Ontology annotation, molecular function: DNA-binding transcription factor activity, RNA polymerase II-specific; sequence-specific DNA binding. The record is from RefSeq and is a predicted model, not a curated record.